GUCUUUCCCCGUCAACGAGGCUGUCCAGACUUAGGUAUACAUAUCGAGGAUGCUUGGGCGUGCACGAGGUCGUGCACUACCCUCCCCUUGACUCGCACCGAAGACCAUGGCUUAUGGCAUAGAUACGUUCAUGGGAGCAUCCCGUGCGUCAGUACCAUACCAGGACUUUUCUCCCCGCGAAGCCCUUCAUAGGAUACGCCAAAGCGGAGAUGAGAAUGAGCCUGAUGAAAAUGAGCCCGACGAGGACGAGCCGGACGAAGACGAGCCCGAUGAGGACGAAGGCGGCCAUGGCCACACGACAGCGACGAAGACAGUCUCAGUAGAAAGCACGACGUCACCUAGUGGAUCCCUGACCAGCGAUCAAGCCAACGAAACUGGUCGUAUCGAUUCGGAGCGCAGGUCCUCCGACGACAAUGACAAGAGUCGCUCGAUCGCCUUGGGGAUCGUCAUACCAGUCCUGGUCAUCUGCCUCAUAGCUCUCGCUUUCUGGUACCGCAAACGGCGCCAGAACGAGAAGCUCAUGCGCGAUGCCCGCGAGCGGCGCAUGCGUGACCCGCUGCUUCCGAUGGCGAAUAAACCUACGACAGCUGGGAUGCAGACGCUCGCCUCUCGGCCAUCGGCCACAGCGACGACGUCGACCAUGUUAUCUCCGCAUACCAAUUCAACCUCGUCUCGCUGUCCUAUGGCUAUGUCGCCGCCCGCCCCAGUCACUCAGCGUUCGGCAUCGUCUCCGGCCGCUCAGGCGACCCAUACAGCGCAGACCGCCCCACAUCCUGGUCCUUCCUCUUCCGCGGACCCCCUUCCUAACCCUCACUCUGACAAUGGGCACGAAUCCGCGGCGCAGCACCUCGACAAUAUCCCCCCUGCAACGAACUCGAGCGACGCGCUGCCUCCUUCCACAGAUCGCGAGCAUCCUACCAUCGACAUACCGACCUGCCUUCAGCCAGGCGGGGGUAAGUCCUCGCCGCCCGUUCGUCGCGGCUCCGAAGACUGGCUUCCAUCUCGCUUUCACACCCUCGAGCGCAACGUACCUCAUCUCUACUACAGCCCAUCCCUCGACAAACUCGCAGCUCAGUCGGCAGAGACGUCGCCAAAUCUGAGCGAGGAGCAUCCGCCCGCGGUCCAGGCGCUGGAACUUCAGGCGACGAGACGGGAGGAGGAUCACCCUCCGCCUUUCCAAGGGCCGUCUGAAUCUGACUGUCCUUCGGCUUUCUCGGUCGACGAGAAGGGCCGCACGCGUCUGUCCUGGCGACGUUUGUCUUCUCGGUUGAGCGGCGAGGCAGGUGGACGACGCAGCUCAUCCGAGGGCCAGGGCAGAGUCACGCCGUCAACUUCCCCGGUGUCACCGCCAGCCGAUGUUGUGAGCUCGCCUACUUCCAUCUCUUCGCGACGUCGUUCUGCGCCGCCGCAAGUUGACAAAGCUCUCCCUUCGGCGCCUCAGUCGGCAUCCUCUACGGCAGAGACGACGAGAGACUUGGUGACCGACAAGACCCCUGCACGCUCGUCCAGCAUUCCGACAACCCGCAGCCCCGUCGAACAAGGGUCCAGCUCACGCGGGCGUAGUCAGCCCUCCUUCGGCGUCAUCGGUCAACGCUCGCCCUUCUUCGAGUUCGUUGCUGCGACGGGGCAGGACCCGGCUCGGGCGAAGAAGGGAAAGCGCGACAGCACUAGUGGUGCGGCUGUCGUUCGGCGCGAGACGCGUCAGACUGGUCCUCCUGCGUAUGCCGAGGCCAUGGCAGAUGGGUCGACGGUGCAUGGGCAUGGGACGUUGUAGGGGAAGGAUGCACAGAAAAUCAGAACUCUGUACUUCACGAUGCAUAAUGAAUGUAAUGUUUCCGGGAAACGGAC
Molecule: messenger RNA, 1848 nt
Organism: Schizophyllum commune H4-8
Lineage: Eukaryota; Fungi; Basidiomycota; Agaricomycetes; Agaricales; Schizophyllaceae
Exons: 4
Coding region: 107-1774 (555 amino acids)
Source: RefSeq, a predicted model, not a curated record